Artibeus jamaicensis (Jamaican fruit-eating bat) is the source of this 3149-nucleotide messenger RNA. It is a transcript of the gene ZBP1, whose product is annotated as Z-DNA binding protein 1. Gene Ontology annotation, molecular function: RNA binding; DNA binding; double-stranded RNA adenosine deaminase activity. The coding region runs from base 210 to 1679 and encodes 489 amino acids. Gene Ontology annotation, biological process: positive regulation of type I interferon-mediated signaling pathway. Gene Ontology annotation, cellular component: nucleus. The record is from RefSeq and is a predicted model, not a curated record. The transcript is spliced from 8 exons. Lineage: Eukaryota; Metazoa; Chordata; Mammalia; Chiroptera; Phyllostomidae.
UCAGUUCGGGCUCACUGGGCCUCUCUUUCCGGUGUGAACAGCUGACAUCUGCCUGGUGAAGCUGGUCUCUUGUCACAGCUGCCAGAAGCCCCAGGCUCGGCCACACAGGGAUACCCAGCCGCGACCCGGCCCACCCUCCCCACGGCCCAGCGCAGGAGCCGGCCACCGCACCCCUGAGGCCCCAGGUGUCUCCAGCAGCUGCUGGCAGCAUGGCCGAGGCAUCUGCAGACCCUGGUGAGACAGACCUCGAGCAGAAGAUCCUCCAGGUGUUGAGGGAGGACGGAUCCCCAGUGAAGACUGCGAAGCUGGUGAAGGAAUGCCAAGUGCCCAAGAAGAAACUCAACCAAGUUCUCUACCGGAUGAAGGAAGAGUCCCGAGUGGCCCUCGCUGGCACUGCCACAUGGCAGCUGGGCGGGCCUGGGACUGGAGAGCUGGUCUGCACAGAGCUGGCUCCGGCCUGCAGUGCGGAGAAGCCCCAGCAGCCCCCGGUUGCAGCUCCACUGAAACUCAGCUGUCAGCUCAGUGAACGGCAGGAACAGAUCUACAGGUUUCUGGAAGCCAAUGGGCCCUCGAGGGCCCUGAUCAUCGCCCAGUCCCUGGGGCUGAAGACGGCAAAAGAAGUCAACCCAGACUUGUACGCCCUACGAAACAAGCACUUUCUGAACUAUGACCAGAACUCAAACGCAUGGGCAGUUUAUAAGCCAGAAGAUUCUAGGGAAAGAAGUCAGGCCACCAAUAUCAUUUACCAGCAAAAUCCAAUCAACAUGAUCUGUCAGAACGGACCGAACAGCCACAUUUCCAUCGAGAACUCCGAAGCUGUCCAGAUCGGUCACGGGAACAGCAUAGUGAGACAAACAGCCCAUGGGGACAACAGCUCCAUGGCGCCCCUCUGCCUCCCUCCACCAGCACCAGCUGAUCCCUCAACUCAGGACCCCUUGGCUGCAUCCUGGGGCUCCCAGGACAUCCACUUAGAGAAGUCUGUCCUCAGACGGGUGCAGCUGGGACACGGCAAUGAGAUGAGCCUUCCCGAUGCGCUGGCCACACGCCCCGACCGCGGCCCUUCCGUCAACAGCUUCUCUGUCAGCCCCCCAGGUGAGCACCCAGCCAGGCUCCUCACUGGAUGGAAGGACCCUCAGCUCACAUUCGCAGGCAGAGAGAGUGCAGAGGUGCCUGGGAGGUGCCUGGGAGGCUUGAAGGCCGGGCUGGGGGGUCUUCCUCUGGGCCCUGCCCAGCUGUUCACAUCCCACCCGGCCUCUCUUGUCCACGGACCCACAGUCUCUGCCACCACUGCUGACCCAGAAGCUUCGUUCGAAAUUCGAAUGCCCACACUGGAACCUCAGACCGAGGGGGACGGGGACAUGACCCAGAGGGUCCUCAUGAAGUCCUGCCUCCUGGAGGACGCCACCAUCGGCAACAGCAACAGGAUGCGCGUCGGCCGGGGAGAGGCUGGCCCAGGAGGAGGGGCAGGGCUGGAGGACAGCAGCUGGGACUCCAGGGAGCCGGCUGGGGAGCCGGCAGACGGUAAAGCUCCUCAGUCCGAAGCUGCAGAGCCCAGCAGCAAGAUCCCUCAGGAGGGUCGUCAGGCUGGCUCCAACAUGGCCACCAUCACUGCCCACCUGGAAGCUCUGACUCUUGAAAGCAGGGGCCCAGAUGCCACAGAAGAUGGCCCCUUGGACUGACCCAGCAUGGGGUCCUGGGGGAGGUGAGGCCAGGACAAAGGGUCUGAGGGUGGACAUACUUCGAACAGAGGUGGGUGGGAACUGGUGGAGCCCGUGAGCCCUUGCACCAUACCGUGGGUCGUGUCCUAUAAACGUCAUUGUUGACCUUCUUGCCUCCUGACCUGCGGCCACCAUGAGUCAGCCCGUGGGCUGGGCCAAAGCUGGGUCUGUGGUGGCCAGGAGCAGAGUGACAGGGCGACCCCCAGGACCCUUGGGGUGCCGAGAGGAGGUGGGCUGAUGGGAGGGUUGCUCGGGCAGCCCGCAGGGCCCAGGCCGAACUGAGGAAGUGAUUUUCCCAAACCACCAUGAUCUGCUCACAAAGGCUCUUCUCUUUCCUCAUCCCAGCUUCCCCACGGGUCUCAGGUGAGCACAAACAGGGCUCCUCACCUGUGAGAAUUCAGCAAACAGAUGACAUUAGAGACUGAGAGCAGGAGAAGGAAUCUAGGGAGUAAUUCAAGGGUGUGUGUGCUGUGAGUGGCUGAAACUUGGAUCACCCAGGCUUGGAAAACGGACUCUAUUCUCUCAUGCAAUUGGAAAACCAAGGGAUGCCUUGCUUGAUUCGGGUAUCCCUUGAUUUGGCUGGAUCCCGGGGCUCACGCGUUAUUUUUAAGCCCCAUUCUCUCCAUCCUUCUGAUUCCUCCCUCUCUCUGUGGCCACCAGCCACCCAAAGCUGUGGCCUGCCGACUUGGCAACCAAGCAGAAAGAGAAUACUCCCAAGCAAACACUGCUGCGGAUGUGGCCCAGGGAGAAUUCCGAUUGGUCGAGCAUGCGUCACAUGCUGAUCCUGGAACCAAUCAGCGAGAGUGGAGUCCUCCGGUCGACUGCGCGCGUGGUUCGAAAGUGAGGUCAUCCGCCCGCCUGUUCCCCAGGAAGGAGAAGGAAGGGUGCCGAUGGGCAAAUGUCAGGUGUCCACUUCGGGAAGGGCUGUGGGCAUGUUUUCCCAGGAUUCUCCAAGCUCCAACGGGCUUUCCUUAUUGAAAGAAAGAGAAAGCACUUCAUUGGCAGGACAGACAUGGAGCUGAGUCACGCUGUGUAUUUGUGUCCACACCGUCACUUAGCCCUCUCUCUGCAUCUGUCCCUCUUCUGCCUCUUUCACCCCGUGUUUGGGGGACCAGGUGCAGUUGGUGGGCACAGGCAGCUGUAAAUUAGGGGUGUGCAUGGUGGGCAGGGACGGGGUCAUUAGUAGCCUGUAAUCACAGAAAAACCCUACUCAGAUUGGAUUUUAUUUUAAAAGAUAUUUGAAAAAAGCUUCCAGCCCUGGCUGGUGUAGCUCAGUGGAUUGAGCACGGGCCUGCGAACCAAAAAAUCGCGGUUCGAUUCCCAGUCAGGGCACAUGCCUGGGUUGCAGACCAGUUCCUUGCAGACCAAUUCCCAGCAGGGGACGCAUGAAAGGCAACCAUACAUUGAUGUUUCUGUCCCUCUCUUCUUCCC